AUGCGCUCGCGGGACAGUCGCGCUCCCUUUCCCGGCGCCCGAUUGGCCGCGGUGAAAGGGCCCUCGGCGCCCCAUUGGGUGGGACGCCAGCCUCGGCGAGGGCCGUUGUGGGCGGGGCGGCGCCUGGCUGCGGCGGCCAAUCGGGGCGCGGCGGGGCCCGAUUUGAAUCCGAGGCGGCGCCGUCGGUGGAGGGACGAGCCGCGAGUGGGACGCCGAGCGACCGGAGGGACCGACCGAGCGACCGACCGGCGGGACGGAAGGGAGGCGGGGCGCGGGCCAGGCAGCGAGGGCCUGGCCGACGAGUCGGUGUCGUGCCUGCGGGAGGCGCUGGGGCAGCUGCGCGACAUCUGGGAGGAGAUCGGCAUCCCCGAGGAGCAGCGCCUGGAGCAGGGGGGGGAGGGCUCUGGCUGACUUCUCCUCCCGGCCCCCCCCCCGCAGGAGCUGCUGGCCAAGAUGAUCGCCGAGGAGCAGAGCCUCAAGAACCGCCUCCUGCGCAGCAUCCAGGUGUGGCGCGGCCAGCUGGCCACCCUCUGCCGGGAGCUGCAGCUGGCGCCCUUCCAGGAGGACCGGGAGGCGACCAUCCUGGAGCUGGAGAAGGUCCUGCGCACCCACGUGGAGGCCCUGCUGAAGCAGAAGCAGGAGCGCAAGCAGGCCUUGCAGGCCCUGCGGGAGCAGGAGCUGGAGCUGUGCGACCUGCUCUCUCGCGCGCCCGCCGGCAUCUGCGCCAAUGCGGUGCCCACCCUGGAGGAGCUGGACUGCUUCCAGCGGCACUUGGCAGCGCUGGGGGCAGAGAAGGAGCGCCGGCAAGCAGAGUUUGUGGGCACCAAGCGGAAGAUCGUCCUCUGCAUGGAGGAGCUGGAGCACGUCCCCGACACCAGCUUCGAGCGGGACGUCGUGUGUGAGGACGAGGACGCCUUCUGCCUCUCAGAAGAGAACAUUGCCGCCCUGAAAGAACUGCUGCGACAGCUGGAGGUCAGGAAAGCUCAGAAUGAGGCUUUGUGUGAAGAGCUGCGCUCCAAGAUCCUGGUGCUCUGGGACCGGCUGCGGGUGCCGACGGAAGAGAGAGAGUCCUUUGUCCCCUGCAUGGCGGGAUCCAGGAGCCAGACCCUCAGUGCCCUCCAGCUAGAACUGAAUCGCCUGGAAACACUGAAGCUCCAGAAUAUCCGAAACAUGGUGGAGGCCAUCCGGGUGGAGCUGGCGGACUACUGGGACAAGUGCUUCUACGGCAAGGAGCAGAGGGAGGCGUUCGGCCCGUACGACCAGGACGACUUUACUGAGGAGCUGUUACAGCAACAUGAGGAGGAAAUCGCACGGAUCAGGCUCCACUUUGAGAGGCACGAGGAGCUCUUUGAGGCCGUCCGGAAGUGGGAGGGGAACUGGCGCCUCUUCCAGGACCUGGAGAGGAAGGCCACGGACCCCAGCCGUUUCACCAACCGAGGGGGCAACCUCUUGAAAGAGGAGAAGCUGCGGGCGAAGCUGCAGAAGACGCUCCCCAAGCUGGAGGAGGAGCUGCGGGGUCGGCUGGAGCUCUGGGAGCAGGAGCACGGCCAGGCCUUCCUCGUGAAGGGGCAGCGCUUCAUGGAGCACGUGGCAGAGCAGUGGCGGCUGCACCACCUGGAGAAGGAGCGGGAGAAGCAGGAGCGGCAACUCAAGAAGUCCCGUCAAAUAGAGGAGGAGAUGAUGUACGGGAGCACCCCCUGCACCCCCAGCAAGCGCCGCGUCUUGGGCACCACCACCCCUGGGAAAGCACGGAAGCUCAACGCCACAGCGGCCACCCCCAACAGCACCUUCCGCUCAGCCCUGGGGGGCUCCGUCUUCCACUCCCCGGCAUCCCACCCACCUCUUUCUGGAAGCAAGUCUCUCCGGACUCCCUGCCGCCCGGCUGCCAAGCCCUCCCGCCCGGGACGCCCGGAGCACAACAAGGAGAACGUGUCUCAGCUCAACGGAACUGCUCUGAGCGGUGGGUGCACCUCCACAGCCCCUGCCCAGCGUACCCACAGCAUUAAUUCUGUGGCCAGCACCUAUUCCGAGUUUGCGCACGAACUUUCAAAGGCUUCCAAAUCUGAGAGCAGGUCUCGCGUCCUCAACUCCACGGUUUCGGUGACUCCUGAGAGCUGAAGGGGAAGGAAGAGGCGGGCCCCUCUGCUCCCCCAAGAAGCAGCUCCGCCCCCACCUCACGCUCAGCUGGGCCCCACCCCUCGGCCAGAUCUCUGAUCAGGGAGCAGCGGCCACGUCCAAUUUUCUGGGAGGUUUUUUUGGUUUGUUUGUUUUAAAUAAAAUAAUAAAGAUGCAGAGGGUUUCCUGCUCGAGGUCACACGGGCAGGGCUGGCGGCAUGGGCUCCAGGAAGCUCCGAGCCAUCUCUCAGCAGCCACUCGAGGGAGGGAGGGAGGUGGCUCCUCCUGGAGGGAGUAUCAUGGCCUGAUUUGCACUUUGUGUUCACUACAGCCCC
Gekko japonicus is the source of this 2450-nucleotide messenger RNA. It is a transcript of the gene PRC1, whose product is annotated as protein regulator of cytokinesis 1. The transcript has 13 exons. Gene Ontology annotation, biological process: mitotic spindle midzone assembly; microtubule cytoskeleton organization. Gene Ontology annotation, cellular component: cytoplasm; spindle; mitotic spindle midzone. The record is from RefSeq and is a predicted model, not a curated record. Gene Ontology annotation, molecular function: microtubule binding. NCBI's taxonomy places the organism in Eukaryota, Metazoa, Chordata, Lepidosauria, Squamata, Gekkonidae.